UUUUUUCUUUCUCAAUGACACAACACUAGCUAAAGCACACUGUUCUGUUCUGUUCUCUCUCUCUCUCUCAUCUCCUCUUUUACUGUUAAGUGCUUCUAGGGUUCGGUAAAGAAGAUGCUGUCAGCUACGGGGAAAAAGGAGAAGCUCUCCGCUUCCAAAGGCUCCGAGAUCGAAGUCUCUUCCAACGAGUCUACUAACAAUGUAUGGUACCGUGCCAUCCUCCAAGAGAAUCUUGCUGUCUCCAAGCGCAAGAAGCUCUCCGUUCGCCACUUAAACCCUCUUUCCAACGAAGAAGAAGACUACUCUCCUCCCCUGAUCACAACCGCCGUCCACCGUCUGAUCCGCCCCCUUCCUCCGCCGGAUCCGUCGUCCCCUGAAGAAGAAGCUGAUUUCGAGGAAGGCGACGUGGUUGACGCUGUUCACAGAGGUGGAUGGUGGUGUGGUUGGGUGGUUAGAGUCUUGCCUGGUCACCGUUUCUUGGUGUACCUCAAGUCCGAGCCUGACGUCAUCGAGGUUGAUCGGAAGGAGAUGAGGACGCAUAUGGUUUGGAAUGAUGAUGAGUGGUUUCGUUGCGAGAAACGACAUUUGAGAAAGUCGGACUAUAGCGCCGGAGUGAAUGUAGAAGUCAAAACUAAAGUAGAAGAAUUUGGUGAUAUUUGGGUUUCGGGUAUAGCCAUCAUGGAGAAAGAUGAAGAAUUGCUGGUGAAGUACAAGAGUUUGAGAGGUGAAGAAGAUGAUGAGUGGACCAAGACAAGCGUUCCUUACUCUCAAGUCAGGCCUCCACCACCGCCUUUUGAUUCAAGAGCUUUUGGGUUGACGGAACAUGUGGAUGCGCUGCUUGACUCUGGAUGGUGUCCUAGCGUUGUAAGCAAGGUUCUUUGCGGGGAGAGAUACACUGUCCUGUUGGGACCAAACAAGCAGAGUAGAGACUUUGAUCAGUCACAGCUAAGACCGUCUAUGGAAUGGAAAGAUGGAGCUUGGGUAAGUAAAGAAAAGGUUUCGGAUAAAGAGGAGAGUCUUCCUGCAGCUGAGGAAGCAGCAGCAGGUUCAAGCCGCAUCAGGGUAAAAGUGAGGGCGACGCGGUCUUCUAGUUGCGCUAAGAAUCUUCCUCCUGCCUCCUCUGAUGUUGGUAAAGAAUCUGUCACCGAGAAUGAAUCAAAGCUCAUCCCCCAAACUGCAGCUCAGUUAUCUGAAGAUUUAACAAGUAAAAUGGCUGAUGAUGUGGUGAAUGGUAACACCCCAGUGGCAAAGCAACCAGAGAUAGCAGAAAAAAAAGAGUUUCACUCAUCGGUGGUGCUGGGUGUAGCUGCAAUCCAGCUGACGAAAACACAAGGGAAAACAACUCCGAGGAAGAAACAGACUGUAAUGAAGAAUCAAAAGGGAUCUUCUGAAAAUGAAGUGAAGCAGGCAAUUGAGGAGUCUAUUAACAGAGAGAGUGUUAACAAGAGGAAAAGAGGGAGACAGCCACGUAAGUUCAUUAGCACAGAGACUAAUCAAAAUCAAAAUCAAAAGCAAAAGACAGGUGUGGAUGUUAAUGGUACUCCUGAUAUGACUGAUGAUGAUGAUCAGCCUCUUGCUUCAUGGAUCCACGGUGGAAAUUCAUCAUCAGGUCAAUCCGCUCCUCCUCGGGUGGCUCCUGAUCCUUCUGUAGUGGAAAAACAUGUUGUGGAAACACCUAAAGCUAAAGAUUCAACAAUGGUUCUACCGUUUGCAAAGAAGUCACCGUGCUGGAAAGUCCUCGAAUCAAUGGAGAUCUUCAAAGCUGUGCCGCAGCGUCCUCACUUCAGUCCACUGCUACUAUGCGAGGAAGAGUCUCGUGAAGGAGACGCCAUUGGUGCGAUGGUGAACUUCACCGGGCUGUUGGAGAAACUCAGCAACUUACAAGUGGACAGUUCGGUAAGCGCCAUAAACAGGAUCAAGGAGUCCUUUCUCAAGCUGGAGAAACAUGGUUUCGAUAUCGCAGCGCCUCUGUCUCGGAUCGACAAGCUAUUGUCUAUUAAAGAAAAUCAGACGUGGGCGUUGGAAGAGUUGCAAGCUGCUGAGAGAGAGGUCACUGAGAGUGAUAAUAAAAGAAGGAAGUGUGAAGAGGAUAUUGAACAAGUCUCAGAGAAGAUUGUCGAGUUGCAGAAGCAAGAAGCGUUGCUGAAGGAAGCGAAAGUGAUGAUGGACAAGGAGGUAGCUCGGAAGCAGACCCACGCAGCUGUUUUAGACCAAAAGGUUCAGAAUGUGGAGCAAGAGUUUCAGGAAACUGUGACUCUUCCGUGGUAAUGAUGAUGAUAAUAAGCUAGACAUAUAUAUAUGAAUGAAUGUUUGUGUAAUAACUCUUUUGACUACUUAUAUGUUUGUGGAAUCUUCUAAGGAAAGUCUUCUAUGACCAGUUUCUUCAGA
Messenger RNA from Raphanus sativus (radish), 2388 nucleotides. Its product is annotated as DUF724 domain-containing protein 7. The record is from RefSeq and is a predicted model, not a curated record. NCBI's taxonomy places the organism in Eukaryota, Viridiplantae, Streptophyta, Magnoliopsida, Brassicales, Brassicaceae. The coding region runs from base 115 to 2268 and encodes 717 amino acids. The transcript is spliced from 8 exons.